GCGAGCUCCGACCUCGACACCGACAACACACGGCUCAGGCCAAAUCAAUCUCAAAAUGGCGACUAGGAGCGUGUCUCCCGGAGGCGCGCUUCUCCGGGCUUCGCGCAUGUUCGCGAUGCCGGAACCCAUCCCUCCACCACCCCUCGAGGGCGCGGCUGGUAGUUAUUUCAACUCGAACACGGCAACAAUCGCCUUCCCGACUCACCAGGCCAUUACGACCCUCAGCUCCUCGCGGAAAUUGGGAGACUGGGGCCUCAAGCGGCCCUUGCCCCUCAAGUCGACGACCAAGUCGUCCAACCCGAUGCUGCGCAUCAAAGCUAUCGACACGAUCGAGCAGAUCACCGACUACAGUUCGGCCACCGACCACGGCAUCACACUCCGAAAGUUCCAGGAGCUUGGAAUACCUGUUACAGCACGCCGACCAGCUGGUGGGGACCGCCCGGAGAGCACAACUCAGAUGAACCUACCGCAGAUGUCCGUAUUCGAGGAUGCGCUGGAUGCUACGGAUAUCCACCCGGACAAGCGCGCUGAACUUGUGGACUCGCGGUGGAAGUUUACCGGCCCUUGGUUAGCCGGUAUGACGCAGGGCGAGUUUAAUAAGUGGCUAUCGAAAGAAGUCCGGCCUAAGCGACCUGCAUUCCGCCAGUUCCUGAAAAAGAAAAUCGCCAGCGAGCUGCAUGCGGCGGCGGCGAAGGACGCUCUCGAUAAGGGGCAAGAACAGCCCUCUAUCAUAGACCCGAGCAGCGUGACAGAGGACCAGCUCGUCGACUACCUGCGCAAGUUACGGCACAACAACCAGGCGCUAUACGAUAUGGUUGGUCAGUUCCUCGACCUGGCGCCUCUCAUGCCUCCCAACCUCGCCCAAACGGGCCUCCCCAAGGAGAAGGUCAGCGAGCUCCAGUUCAACGAGGUAAAAACUCCGUACGCCGAGCGUGGCCCCCCGAUCACGCACCCUUCGGCCGGUCUCUCGUAUCUGCGCACGUCUAUGUACAUGGAAAAUCACCCAAUCUACGGCCCUCAGAAACAUCACGCGCCGGUGGUAGGCAGAAUCGUGAGGCCGCGGCGACAGGCACAAGCCUUGGCUGCCAGAAUCGGUGUGGCCGGUUUCAUCGUCAACACUGCGAUGGGCGACACGCGCUUCAACGCCCGAAUCGGCGGGAACGCCGCGUUCGACAAGAUCGACCCCGCCAUCGAGGGCGGCGCCAAGGUCUGGGUGCAGCCCCAGAGGGCCGCGGUGGACUCGGUCGGUUGCAUGGUCCUGUCGGUCAACGAACCGACGCAGGAGGCCACCCUCGUUGCGCAGGAGCUGCUCGGCAACGCAGUUUGCUUGGGCGCGGAGCCGGCGGAGGAUGAGAUGAGCAGACGCGAGACGGCUAGUGACCUAAGGCGGAGGUAUAGGGCGCCCGACUCACCCACCAUGUCGAGUGCCCAGGACUACGGGUUGAGAGAGUAAUGUGCUUAGGAUCGCCGAUGGUCAUGAAGAGUGCAAGAGAGAGAGGUGCAGUUGGGAGCUGGGGGAAGUGGCCGGGAGGUAACUUAGAUACGACUGUAUCCCGAACCUUGUAACAAUAAAUCAAGUGUAGAACAACCGACUACUGCAUCAUUCUCCAGAGGUAUUCGUACAUUACUCCCUUACCUCACUACACUUUGCCAGCGACUUGAUCCCCCCGAUGAGCGGCCCCACUUCACGCGGAUCUGC
Molecule: messenger RNA, 1699 nt
Organism: Chaetomium fimeti
Lineage: Eukaryota; Fungi; Ascomycota; Sordariomycetes; Sordariales; Chaetomiaceae
Product: mitochondrial ribosomal protein MRP51
Exons: 1
Coding region: 56-1453 (465 amino acids)
Biological process (GO): mitochondrial translational initiation
Cellular component (GO): mitochondrial small ribosomal subunit
Molecular function (GO): structural constituent of ribosome
Source: RefSeq, a predicted model, not a curated record